This is a messenger RNA of Egretta garzetta (little egret), 702 nucleotides long. Its product is annotated as cytochrome c oxidase assembly protein COX18, mitochondrial. Gene Ontology annotation, molecular function: membrane insertase activity. The coding region runs from base 1 to 702 and encodes 233 amino acids. Gene Ontology annotation, biological process: protein insertion into mitochondrial inner membrane from matrix; mitochondrial respiratory chain complex IV assembly. NCBI's taxonomy places the organism in Eukaryota, Metazoa, Chordata, Aves, Pelecaniformes, Ardeidae. The transcript has 6 exons. Gene Ontology annotation, cellular component: mitochondrial inner membrane. The record is from RefSeq and is a predicted model, not a curated record.
AUGGCGCCGGGCAGCUCCAGCCAGGAUCCCCGAACAGUUUGUUUGGAAAACUUGCAGCCUGAGAUUAAAACACUAGCUGAGCGUCUUCGCUAUGAAGUUUCUGUUCGUGGGAAGCAACUGGGUUGGUCUGAAAAGGUGGCCAGGUUCCACUUUAAGAAAAACCUGCGGAGGAUUAUCACGGACCUGUACAUUCGAGACAACUGCCAUCCCUUCAAAGCCACUUUACUGGUGUGGGUGCAAGUUCCAAUGUGGGUUUGCGUGUCCCUCGCUUUGCGCAACUGCAGUGUUGGUGCCACAGACUCGGGAGUUCAAGAAGAGUUAUCAGCAGGCGGAGCACUGUGGUUCACAGACCUCACGGCACCAGAUUCUACGUGGAUUUUGCCAGUUGCGCUCGGGCUCGUGAAUUUGCUGAUAGUGGAGAUCUUUGCUUCGCAAAAAAUGGAAGUUUCCAGGUUCCAGAAACUUGCUACGAAUUUCUUCCGAGUGGUGUCCGUAGUCAUGAUCCCUGUUGCUGCAACAGUGCCCUCUUCCAUGGCGUUGUACUGGCUGUCCUCGAGCUUCAUGGGGCUCUCGCACAACCUGUUGCUGCGUUCUCCGACCUUCCGUCGACUGUGUUGCAUACCACGGACCAAAUCUGAGUCGGAUACUCCUUACAGGGACAUUGUGUCUGCCUUGACUUCCAAAUACAGCUUUAAGAAAUGA